UCUCUAUCCAUUGAGUAGACCCAGAAGCACACUAGCCAAGAUGCGCUUCCUCUCCGGCGUUGUUUCUGUUCUAUCUUCAGUGGCCCUGUUGGGUUACGCUUACCCAACUGCAAUUGAUGUUAGAGACAUCCCUACCACCCAGCUCGAGGACUUCAAGUUCUGGGUGCAAUAUGCGGCUGCCACCUACUGCCCCAAUAACUACGUUGCCAAAGACGGCGAAAAGCCGAACUGCUCUGUGGGCAACUGCCCAGAUGUCGAGGCGGCUGAUACCACCAUCAAGCUCAGCUUCUCCGACGACACCAUCACCGACACUGCCGGCUUCGUGGCCGUAGACAACACCAACAAGGCCAUCGUCGUCGCUUUCCGUGGCUCCUACUCUGUCCGCAACUGGGUCACCGAUGCAACCUUCCCCCAAAUCGACCCAGGGCUGUGCAAAGGCUGCAGGGCCGAACUGGGCUUCUGGACCGCCUGGAAGGUCGUCCGCGACAGAAUUAUCAAGACUCUGGAUGAGCUGAAGCCUGAACACAGCGACUACAAGAUCGUCGUUGUCGGCCACAGUCUCGGAGCCGCCAUUGCCUCGCUCGCAGCUGCUGACCUGCGCACGAAGAACUACGACGCGAUCCUGUACGCCUACGCCGCGCCACGUGUAGCCAACAAGGCUCUGGCCGAGUUCAUCACCAACCAAGGCAACAACUACCGUUUCACUCACAAUGACGACCCCGUUCCCAAGCUGCCGCUCUUGACUAUGGGCUACGUGCACAUCAGCCCCGAAUACUAUAUCACCGCUCCGGAUAACACUACCGUCACCGACAACCAAGUCACCGUUCUCGAUGGAUACGUUAACUUCGAGGGAAACACUGGCACGAGCGGCGGACUUCCUGAUCUCCUGGCGUUCCAUUCACAUGUGUGGUACUUUAUCCACGCCGAUGCCUGCAAGGGUCCUGGAUUGCCAUUCCGCUAAUCCCUUACCCACCCCCUUUUUUUUUGGUGAUUCUCUUACACGAUAUGGACGGACGAUGAGAUGAUUCUAUUCUUGUACUGUAUAAAGUUUUGGAUGUGGAGUCGAAGCCUACGUAAAUAUUUAAUAUCCCUAAUUUUUUGAAACAAAAUUCAAAUCGAACCAAAUAUUCAUCGCACCAAAACCUUAAUCGCCAUAAAUUCUCUCCACUUAUUUUUAGAAUACAGAAAAAUAUUCGUCAGCCAAGCACAUUACAUCUGCAGGCAGCAAAGCAGCUCGAUCCUUGCCGUGCAAAGGAUUGCGCCUUGAACCUAUCAGCAUGAGAAUAGCCGACGCCCAGGCCAAAGGAUGCGGUCGAUCGGGCUGAAGCCAAGCCAAUAGUUUGUGGAGGUCGGGACGGAGCGACACGGAUAGGCUAGGGUCGGGGAGUUCUUAUUCGGC
Aspergillus caelatus is the source of this 1399-nucleotide messenger RNA. RefSeq names its product lipase family protein. The transcript has 4 exons. Gene Ontology annotation, biological process: lipid catabolic process. The record is from RefSeq and is a predicted model, not a curated record. Bases 41 to 961 code for a protein of 306 amino acids. NCBI's taxonomy places the organism in Eukaryota, Fungi, Ascomycota, Eurotiomycetes, Eurotiales, Aspergillaceae.